ACGUCUCUCUUUCUCUCCCCUCCGAUCCUCUCUCUCUCUCUCUCUCUCUCUCUCUCUCUCUCUGUAGCCUGUCCCAUAUCGAAAGUUUUUUGAAUCUUUGCAGGGGGGUUUAGGGAGUAGAAGAUGGAGAGCCAUUUGAGGAUAUUCUCAUCACUUUGUUUUCUUGUAUUGGUUGUGGGGAUUAUUAGCAGCAGAGCCUACGGAGAAGUUUCUCAUGGAAUGAGGAAAAAGAUUGAUACAAUAAAUGGAAGGGGUCCAUACUUGGGUAUUGUGGUGCCAAACUCCUUUGAGAUGGACCCUCUUCUCCACUCUCCAAGUUUUUUGGCUGAUGACAAGUUUCCCUACUUGGAUUUUUCAGGAAGAAGGUUUAGAUUUGGAGAGGUGGGAAAUGAAAAGGUCAUAGUUGUUAUGACAGGAUUGAGCAUGCUUAAUGCAGGUAUAACUACACAAUUACUGCUAAGUAUAUUUGCAGUGAAAGGAAUUGUGCACUAUGGAAUUGCUGGAAAUGCCAACCCUCAUCUCCAAAUUGGAGAUGUGACUAUCCCCCAAUAUUGGGCUCAUACGGGUCUUUGGAAUUGGCAGAGAUAUGGAGAUGGGCCUAGUGAUGAGUUAGCCCUUGAAUCUGGUGGAGACUACACAAGAAAAAUUGGUUUCCUCAAAUUCUCUGAUUACAGCAAUGGAACUGAAAAUGGGAAGCCUGUGGGGAAUUUUCUGAAUAAUGUUUGGUAUCAACCGGAGGAAGUCUUCCCGGUUGACGGAACUCCUGAAGUCCGGCAGCAUGCCUUCUGGGUUCCUGUCAACGAGCAUUACUUCACUGUUGCAAAGAAACUCCAGGGCUUGAAGUUGGGAAGUUGUGUCAACACAACUUGUCUUCCAAGAACACCCAGAGUUGUGAGGGUGGAGAGGGGGGUUAGUGCCAAUGUUUUUGUUGACAACAGUGCCUACAGAUCAUUCUUGCACACAAAAUUUAAUGCCACUCCAAUAGACAUGGAAAGUGCUGCGAUUGCAUUGGUCUGUCUUCAACAAAAGACACCUUUUAUUGCAAUUAGGUCUCUCUCUGAUUUGGCUGGCGGCGGCUCUGCUCUGUCGAAUGAAGCAGACAUCUUCUCCUCAUUGGCAGCACAAAAUGCAGUUGAUGCUGUAGUUAGAUUCAUCACCCUUUUGUUUUCAUAAUUAUAUUUCCCUUUUAGACUGAAAAGCUCUUAAUUUUCUCCAUCAAUAAGUAUAAAAAUGUACUCAACAUUUAUAUAUAUAUGAACACUGGAUUUCAUUUUAUCAUCUGCAUGAUGCUUCUGCAGUGAGAUGAUUUCUUUUUCUGUUCC
This is a messenger RNA of Corylus avellana, 1322 nucleotides long. Its product is annotated as Phosphorylase superfamily protein. Lineage: Eukaryota; Viridiplantae; Streptophyta; Magnoliopsida; Fagales; Betulaceae. The record is from RefSeq and is a predicted model, not a curated record. Gene Ontology annotation, molecular function: catalytic activity. Gene Ontology annotation, biological process: nucleoside metabolic process.